AUGCCUGCGGACGACGAUGGAGGAAAGGCGCAGCAGGUCGGCAAGACGGAGGAGACUACCGCGGUCAAUGGGGUGGUAGGGAAGGGCGAGGAGGCUGCGCAAGACAAGAAGGAUGCGCCAAAGGUGGACUCGGAGGCGGACGAGUUUGGACUGCCGGUGAGACCGGCUAGGAGGCGGCGGUGGAGCGAGGAAGAGGGGGAGUCUGCGAAUGGGGGGCCUGGACCGCUGGCGGAGUCAGAUGUCUUCGAGGAUGCGCAAGAGAGACCGGCGGAGGGAGCGAAGCAGGGCAAUGAGGAUGAAAAGCCCACCGACCAGCCAGCGGACGUUGAGGCCAAUGGGACAGAAACAGCGAAAGCUGAAGCACCCACCACGAGUACCCAGGCCACCACCCAGGCUGCGCCGGAGAGGAUAGACACAGGACUGCAUGAUGCUGCAGAUCGAGAGAAGCCAGACGAAGCCACCGCCGGUCCCUCCAAUGACCGGCGCAAGCGCAGCAACACCUCCUCCAGCCAAAGCCCAAGCGCAUCGAGACCGCAUGCCAACUCGGUGUCAGAGUAUUCACACCAGCAAGUGAUGGCGCCUACCAUUGAGGAAGAGGUCAAGGAGGAGGACGAAUGGCAAGCGAUGCCUGCCUACGCUACCCACAGGAUCUACGACGACUGGGGCAAGGUUCUUGCCAAGGAGUACGAUGAGGAGGAAGACGAGCAUCUUACGUAUGCUAGUCUUGGUGGUGCUGGCAAGGGAUACACUCGUGUGCAAGUCGAUGACGAUGCGCAGAGUGCAACGAGCAUGGAUGACAAUACUGCCUACCUCUUCAAAGAACCACACAACAGCAAUGCGUUGUUCGACGAAGAUGAAGAGGGUAAAGACAUGCUGAGUCAAAUGCAAGCGACGAAGCAGCUCCUUACCGAAGGACAGCGCAUAGCCUACGUUGGCGUGGUUCGGCUGUCAAUAGGCAAGAUGCUAGACAGCGUCAAUGGCCUCGAGCGAGCGAAGGGUGCUAAGAAGCAGAUCGAGUUCGCGACCGAAGCCAUGAAGAUGUGGGGCCAGAAGAUCAUGGUACGGUUGUACAGCCACAUGGAGAUUGACUCGGCGGAGCAGGUCAUGGUCGAACAGCUGGCAGAGCAUGGAGUGCUGCCGUCCGACCUCACGCCAGCUUUGAUGGCAAAUGCGCGCGUGAAGAAUCCGGCCAACGCGAAUGACCCAAGCGAGACAUCAUCCUUCAAGUCUGCAAAUUCCGCCCGCCCUUCGAUGAGCUCGCCCAGGCCAUCGGAUACGUUCGAGAAGAGGCAUUCGGCUCAAAACCUGUCCGUGCCUGGCACGCCAUCACUUCCUGACCCGCCGCCUGCUUACCAAGAACAUGACGCUGAUGAGCUUACGUCCCGCGACCAGUCGCAGAUUGAGGGCAGCAAAAACCUCGAUAUCGACAUCCGGUGGACUGUCUUGUGUGAUCUCUUCUUAUUACUCAUCGCCGACAGCACUUACGAUGCUCGCUCCCGAACACUACUCGAACAUGUUGGUGAGGCACUCUCCGUCGAAUGGCAGGAGGUUUGCAGGUUCGAGAAGCGGGUCACGGAUGCGUUGGAGAUGCAAGAACAGGCCGACAAGGAGAAUUGGAACGAAGAAGAGCACCUCGAGUCCCGUAAGAAGAGAGCACGCAACAAGCGAAUGAUGGUCAUGGGUUUGUGUACUGUCGGCGGAGGACUCGUGAUCGGGCUUUCAGCCGGCGUUCUCGCGCCUGUCAUCGGUGCUGGUCUUGCUGCCGGCUUCACGACGAUCGGUGUAGCAGGCACAUCUACCUUCCUCGGCGGCACAGGUGCUGCAGCGCUGAUCGGCACGGCCGGCACACUCACUGGCUCUGUUAUCGGCGUGCGAUCCUCUGCCCGCCGGACCGGCGCGGUGAAAACUUUCGAGUACCGUCCGCUGUUCAACAACAAGCGCACGAACCUCAUCGUCACCGUGUCCGGCUGGAUGACGGGCAAUGUUGACGAUGUGCGCUUGCCCUUCUCGACUGUUGACCCUAUCAUGGGCGACAUCUACUCUGUAAACUGGGAGCCGGACAUGCUGAAGUCGACUGGUCAAACGAUUCAGAUCCUUGCCACCGAAGCUCUCACGCAGACCGUUCAGCAGAUCCUCGCCUCCACCGUCUUGACGGCGUUGAUGGCUGGACUGAGCCUGCCGAUCAUACUGACCAAGCUCUCCUACCUCAUCGACAACCCCUGGACCGUCUCCCUCGCCCGCGCAGAUGCUACGGGCUUGAUCCUGGCAGACUCCAUCAUCGACCGCAACUUGGGCGUACGCCCCAUCACCCUUGUUGGCUUCUCCCUCGGCUCUCGCGUCAUCUUCUCUUGCUUGAAAGAACUCGCCAAACGCGGCGCCCUCGGCUUGGUCCAGAACGUCUAUCUCUUCGGCAGCCCUAUCGUGGCAAAGCAUGAAGAAUACCUCCGCGCUCGAACAGUCGUAAGCGGACGCUUCCUCAACGGCUACGCGAGCAACGACUGGAUCCUCGGUUACCUCUUCCGCGCCACCAGUGGCGGCAUCAUGCGCGUCUCCGGCCUCUCUUCCGUCGACGUCCCCGGCAUCGAGAACAAAGACGUCACCGAGCUGGUGCCAGGCCACAUGGCCUACCGCGGCAUGAUGCCCACUCUCCUAUCAUCUGUGGGUUGGGCAGUCGACGGCCUCGAAUUCAACGAGAUCGAAGACCCGGACCCGGAGAACCACGAGAAGCGCCAGCGCGAACUGCUCAACGAAAUCGAAGCCGCGCGCCGCGAGCUCGAGGCCAAAGAACAAGCCAACGGCGGCCAGAAAGCUGGUGGUUUCAAAUCCUUCUUCAAGCGCAAGAAGAUUUCCAAGAAAGAGUGGGAGACGUACGAUGAGCGCAGCCAGAAAGUUCUGGAGGGGGAUGAAGCGGAAGCGGAGCGUGUGGCAAAGGAGGGGGAGGAGAAGAAUGUCAUGUUCGAUGUUGAUGCGAUUCGCGCGGAGGCGAUGCGGUUGGCGCUUGAAGGUGGGGAUGUGGAAGAGAUUAAGCGGCAUUUGCGCGUGAGGGAGAUUGAGAGUACGUUGCCGGCUUUGAAGGUGGAGGGUGGCGUUGGGGCGUCCAGGCCGGACAGCUCGCCCGCGCCAGGUGGAGCUGGGACACCUAAUGGUGGACUCCGGCAGACUAAGAGUUACGAUGGGACGAGAGCUAGUGGUCCUGCUGGGUCUGCGUAUACGAACGGUCAUUCCAGCUACAACGAAAGCGAGGAUGGCGUCAGGAUGUCGUUCGACCCCUCCGAGCACCAACCACCGGCCUACUCCUCGAAGAACCCUUCACAGCAAUCCCUCAGCCCGGCACCGUCCCCCGCUCCUGAACGACCGCCGCUGAAGAGCGCGAGUACGUCGCCUGCGCUGCCUUCGACAUCUACUCUUGGUGGAUCUCCUGCUGCGAGACCGAAUGGCUCGCCGAAUCCGGUCCAUAAUCCUUGGGCAGAUGGAGAUGAUGACUUCGGGAAGGAGAAGGAGGUUAGUAUGUCGUUUGAGUGA
Messenger RNA from Saxophila tyrrhenica, 3522 nucleotides. RefSeq lists its product as uncharacterized. Bases 1 to 3522 code for a protein of 1173 amino acids. The transcript has a single exon. NCBI's taxonomy places the organism in Eukaryota, Fungi, Ascomycota, Dothideomycetes, Mycosphaerellales, Extremaceae. The record is from RefSeq and is a predicted model, not a curated record.